Messenger RNA from Durusdinium trenchii, 905 nucleotides. The record is from the annotation of a GenBank genome assembly. Lineage: Eukaryota; Dinophyceae; Suessiales; Symbiodiniaceae.
AUGGCGCGCCACCGCUAUGGAGCCAGAGGAAAUGUGAUCACGUUUCCUCUGCCCACAGAAGAGGUGCUCCGCGCGCUGAACGAUUUCUUAGAUUCUGAUGUCCCGCUACCUCGAUCUGGCAAACAAUUAGGUGAUAUUGUGCGGGUGAUCCUCAGAACCAACAAAGAUGGCAACACCACGGAAGAGGAGAUUAAGACAUUGAUCCAUCAAGCCACAGUGAGAAGACAGGUGGUGGUAGACUUGAUCUUGGACAUGAAGACGCUUGGCAGCCCCGCCUUUGCAAGCUUGGACGCCGAUGCUGUGCGGGCAAAUGCGAGGGCAUUGCCGGAGCAUGGCGUUCCGCAGGAGGUGUUGGAGGUCAUCCAAGAGGUGGAUGACCGUGCUUACAGCAAGCUCGAAUCACAGAAAGCAGCAACGCCUGUUGAUGGAAUGCAUAUUGACCCGGCCGCUGCAGGACUUGUGUUUGCGGCUCAACGGCCACGAUCUGUGGUCGCAGAAGGCCAAAGCUUACAUCAAGCCCACGAAGUCCAAGCCGCAGCGCUCAAGGACCUUCGGGAAAAUAUGGUGCCAGAGGCCGACCGUGCUGCUGGGGUGCAGCCCCUGGAAAUUCGCACGGGCAACAAGCUCUUGGACCAGUUUCAUUCGUACUAUUGGAGCAUCGCCUUUUGCUUCUUGUUCCCGUAUGCAACUGCCGGGCCGGACGUUCACAAGACAACUGCCCUAGUUGACGAUGAUGACGCUGAAAGAAUCUCCAGGCGCAAAGCGUGGAACCCAGAUGCGCCUAGCGUUGGCGUUGAAGCCUGGGGCGCCGCAACGCAGCGGCAAGUGGCUGCACAGUUCAGGCGCGACUGGAACUUUACGCCAGCUCUAUGGAAUUACCUGUUCCGCACCAAGAUCAACUUGCA